This is a messenger RNA of Acinonyx jubatus (cheetah), 1631 nucleotides long. RefSeq names its product translocase of inner mitochondrial membrane 8 homolog B (gene TIMM8B). The transcript has 2 exons. Bases 3 to 299 code for a protein of 98 amino acids. The record is from RefSeq and is a predicted model, not a curated record. NCBI's taxonomy places the organism in Eukaryota, Metazoa, Chordata, Mammalia, Carnivora, Felidae.
GCAUGCGCACACACGCUCGUAAGAAGGCCGGGAGUUCGAGGUGGACGAUGGCGGAGCUGGGUGAGGCGGACGAAGCGGAGUUGCAGCGCCUGGUGGCAGCCGAACAGCAGAAAGCGCAGUUCACGGCACAGGUGCAUCACUUCAUGGAGCUAUGCUGGGAUAAAUGUGUGGAGAAGCCAGGGAAUCGCCUAGACUCUCGCACUGAAAACUGCCUCUCUAGCUGUGUGGACCGCUUCAUUGACACUACUCUUGCUAUCACCAGUCGCUUUGCCCAGAUUGUACAGAAAGGAGGGCAAUAGGCCAUCCCUUGGGAGAAUGACAGAAGAAACAAAGGACUUGUUAGAGCAGAUUGAUGGGCCACUGGGGGAAGGUCGGCAGCCCAUUGUCAGGUGAACUUGAGGCUGUUACCAAGCCUGUUGGUGCUAAAAAGUCACAGAUCAAAUGUUCAAAAAGUGAAAUUUAUUUAUUUGGAAUUCAGAAAUUCCAUGUUGUAUCACAACAGUUGCUCAAUAAAUGUGAAUUCUCCAACUCUUUUUUUUUAACCCCAUUUUAGGAUUUAAUAUAGAGAUCUCUGAUGGGCAGGAACACUAGAAACAAGUGUGUUCCAAGACCAGUAGUGCAAAUGAGAUCUUGGGUUUUGAAGGGCCAUCCUAAACCACUAAUUAAGGGGGCUAGAAGAACCAUCAAAACCUUAGCCUAAGGUAUAGAAGAGAAAUUGGGGUUGAGAAGGGUGAAGAACAGAAAACAGCUUUAUUGCUUAUACAUGACCACGAAAAGGUAAACAUGGCAAAAAAAAAAAAAAAAACCCCAAAAAAAACCAAAACAGGCAAGAUGUGUAUUCUUGGGAUAGAAAUAGGCCUGCUAGUAUGGGAGAAAGGGAAGGUCAAGCCCAAAACAGAACCAACUUCCUGGAGAUGCCUUGUUCCACUGGCCCAUCUUCCUGAGUCUGUGCUAAAAUCAAUACUUUUACAGCACAGAAACAAUGCUUCAAAAAAAUACAUGAAGACUCCUUCCAACAAAGAUUUCACUUACUUCAAGAACAAAACAAUUGCUUUAGGUUAAGAGGUAGUAAUUACAGACGUCCUGCCCUCCCACCUGUGGGCCCCCACUAAUCCCAAAGGUAAAAAUAUACGCCAUGGAACAAUGACAGUUGAGUACCAAAGUAUUAAUAUUUCAAGUAAAUAUCCUCAAAGGUAGCACCUGCUUAUAAUCAAGGGAUGAGAACCUCCAGCCAACCAUGUAUUUUGUGACUAAGCACUUUAUUAGAUAUCUGUUCUGGAAAGAACAAAUUUAGUAGUUAGAACCACAAAGUAUUACCACCUCAUGGAAUGUUGUUAUAGUUCUAUUCUAUUGCUGGUGUCUUAACACUGUCAUGCUACCAUGAAGUAUUUCUGUAUUCUACAUGGGGAAGGUAAGGCCAGGAAGGUUAACUUACCUGUUCAGACCUUAUAACUAGUUAGUGGCAGAACCAAGACCAAAAGUCUGGGUUUUCAAGUUUUCUACUCAGCCGAUGAAGUGACAACCAGGAAAAACAAUGUCACUUGACAUUCCGUGAUAAUGAAAAAACUCACCUGUGUUCUACCAGCUUUUUUUCAGUGAUAUUUUGUUUUUUUUUAAGAAUUAACAGUAGG